Messenger RNA from Pocillopora meandrina, 7522 nucleotides. The record is from the annotation of a GenBank genome assembly. NCBI's taxonomy places the organism in Eukaryota, Metazoa, Cnidaria, Anthozoa, Scleractinia, Pocilloporidae.
AUUUCUUUUGAGUAGAAUGCAUUUAUUUCGAAUUUAUUUAUUUAAUCUGGAUUUGCAUCAACAAAAGUCUUGGUGACACCUUCAAACUGAACUAGACUUUAGCGAUCCUCUGUUAUUGUAGAUAUACAGACUUUUCACGCAUUGAAUUUCUAGAACGCGCCUUAAAAAAAUGUAAAUGUUGAUAGAGAAGAUGGCUUUCCGAGUCGUCAGUGACCUUCUACUCAUUUGUUUACUUCAGAUUUUGGUAGGUCAACUUUAUAUUCAAACAAUUUUAUUAUUGACUUCGCUUUUCAAUUCCAUUCUGUAUUUAUGUGUACGAAAGAUAGACUUCCUUUUAAAUCGGAUCUUGAUAUCUUCUUCAUUCAUAUUCAGAACGAUUUCAACGGAAUAUAUGGCUCACCGAAUCGGCGGCUUCAGCGAUCGAAGUCUUUCAAUGGAAACUUACCCUAUCAUGAAAACUCAAUACUACACGAGAAUUUGUUUGGACAGCGUGAACAAAUCCGUGAAUCCUCCCUUGUGGGAAAAACUGCGGGUAAAUCGCAACAGAUGGAGGAUUUAUUCAAACUUAAGGACAAUAGAGAUGGAAAUUCGCCGAUCAACUUGAAGAAAUUGCUAAACAGGGUUUAUCUCGAAGGCAAAUCGACUAAAAAAGUGUAUUCUUCGCAGGAAUCAACGCCAUCAUAUGCUCAAUCUUUUCGAAGAUUUAACAAGGACUAUGUAUUUCGAGCCGUUGUUUACGAUGACAACUCGAACGCUUACGGUAAGUUAACGUAUCUUUAAAGAGCGAAAAAGAAAAAUAUUUUAUUUUUUUAUGAUUAAAAAUAUAAUAAUUUCAGAAUUCUAAUUUUGUGUAAGGGUUAAUUCAGAUUAGACUGAAACUCAGCGUGUCUGUGAUCGAUAGCUGAUUUUCCCUGGGAAAACACGCAUUGGAUAAUGUGUUUCAGACUGAAAUUGAGAAGAGCGAGAUCACUGAGUAAAUCAAAUGGUAGAUUCAUAGAAUUACGAAAUUUUGUGAAAAAGCCUGCGGCGAUUGUAAUAGAUAUAAAUAUACUUCUGUCUACCAAACGAGUGUCGUAUAUUGUGUCUUUUUGUAUGCAAACCGAUUCUCUACUGUGCAGCUGAUAUGGGUCAUUAUUAAAAAGACAAUGAAAUUCAGUUAGCAAGAGGCUAUGACAGCCUACAUAACGCCCAUGGAAUUCACGGGGUAAGUUUUUUAUUUUAGUUCUGAAAAUAACAAGGCGUGCUGAGUUCGUUUUCAAAAUUUUUUUUUUCAUGUUAUUUUUAAGUCUUUGCUAUUUUUGACAUAAAAGUACGUUACAACAAGAAUCAUAUUUAACUAAAACAGUAGUAAAAAACCUGGUUUAUAAAGAUCAGUUGACUCUUUUUUUUCGCUGAGUUUAAUUUUUUUAAUAACAAUUCCACCCAAGCCACUUUCUCAACAGCUUCAUUCGAAAACUAAUCUUUUACUAAACAUUUUAUGUAUUAUUGUUUCUGUUUUUAAUCCAUUUCGGAUUAUUUUGAUUUGCUGAAUAUUGCAAAAAUAUGAUUGGCAAAUAUUGAAUUUUGUUGGUGCAGUUACGGCGAAAAAGUCAUAUUGAGUUCAUGAAAUUUAGAUAAAGAGAGUAAAAUUGUCGAAAAGACAGACUUUGUAGUUUAAGAAUGCAUCAGAGCUCAAGAAAUGUCGUACGGAAAUUCUCACAAGUCACUGUUUUGAUCUUCAAUGGAGAAUAUUGCUUUUCGUCGGAAAAAGGUAUACCAGAAAUGUUCUCAUUCCUGUAAUAUUCACUAAUCAUGAUUUUAAUACUCAAGCCGGUUUUUAAGUGUAAUUCAGGGUGGGAAAUCUUUUAAAUUAUAGUAUCAAAGAAAAAAAAUGUGAGAGACCCCUCGCAGAGAAAAAUACCAUAACGGUGAUAGGUUUAAAACGAUCUAAAAGAUAUAAAACACUCAUUAUAUACAACACGACUGGAGAAAAUCUAAAUUGGUAAGCAAAAUCUGCGGGAUAAUUUUAAAGCAAUUUUGGCCGCACCACAGAGGGGAAAACAGUGCCGGCAAAUCUCAGAAGUUUCCUUGCGAUUGAUUUUAGCGAAUUCCCGCUACUUUUGCCGAUCUUGGAAUUUUGUCAAUGGAAAAUCCUUGUGAGUAUUAGCAUGUUUCCAAUGAAGGACGGAUCAGUUGUUAAAUAUAAUUUUUGGUCAUGAACAUGUUAACAAGGAACCAUUUGAAUGAAGAAAAAUAAUAUUCAGUGUGAAUACUUUUCAGUUAGAUUUACGUCUGGCUUUCUAAGUUCCUGAUAGCUUUUCAGCUUUCAAAUCUCUACGAAAAAAAUUAUGAGUCUUUUUUUCAAACGGAAAACUCUUUUAUCAACAAGAAGUUUGAUAUAAUAGCUGUGUUUGACGUAAUGAAAGCAUUAUGAUUGUACGCGAACCGGUGAAAACCAUUCACGCAAUAAUUGAUGAACGGUAAGUACGUCAUUCAACAUGGCUUUCUUUAAUAGUAAGAGCACGAUCAACACACCACUCAAUAAAUGGCUUAUAUUUUUCAUGGAUCUUUCACCUUUUCACGCAAACCGACUAAUCUUGAACAAAUUGCACACCAUAUUGUCUGUUCGCGGUUUUGAACCGCACGACUGAAAGCUAAGAUCUGCUUUAAUACGUGAUAUUUUUAAGAUUUUCUGAUAGAUUACUUCUGAUAUUGCAUCUGAGGUAUUUUGGAAGCAACAAUUUCACAAGCUUUCGCGUUCCAUAUAUGCACGACCUUUUUUUUUAAGAGAAUGCAAAAGACUUAGAAAGAAAUAAUGAAAGACAGGAUCUAAAAAUUGAAUUAAAAUCUUAUUUCUCGCAAGAAUAAGGUGGAUAAUUCGAAGACGAAAUAUUUUGACUAGUAGCCAUUAGGAGGUUAAACUAACUGACAUAUUGUCUGCCAAAAUAUAGAAGAACGAUUUUCAUAACCUUCAACACUUAAAGAAAGGCAAAUUAACUUUUUUUUCUUGCUCCGAAUCCCAGUUAUUCUUGCAUCUGUACGUUUCAGAGAUCAACUUAAGUUGUUUAAUGAAUUUUCCUUUUUAAUAAAAACAAAGUGUAAAACAGAAUGUACUAUUUCUGAAAAAGAAAAAAAAAUCUGCAUAUCGUAUGUUAUGUCUGUACUGUCUUACAUGACGCCCCCGUUCUAAUUGAAAAUACAGUAAUGUGAGAAGCUUGCAUUAAGAUUUUCCAAACCUUUGGAGAAAGAAAAUUAAAAGCGUUUUUGAAAGUGUAGAGCAAAUAUUUCGCUUACUUCUUGAAACCUUUAGUUUAUUUUUAAAUCAUGAAGGACUAAAAAUUUAAUUCAAAACAAAUGAAACCAUGAAUUUGAGAAAAGAUAAAAUUUUAAAUUCUGACGCUUUCCAAUGAUAAAUGAUUUCGCAAUUUUUAAAUGAGUAUUGUGUUUAUUGUCUUCCACGUUGCUUGGCCUUUUGGCACAUUUUUCACCAGCUUUAAUCUAUUUUUCCCUUUUCAAAUGAAGUUUAUCUAUACCAUUCAUCCUGUUUUCAGGGUGUCAGGUUUUAUAAAGGAAUGUCAGAGCUAGAAGUAAAUAAUAAAAUUAAUCUGCCAAGUUAUCAACAAAAAGUUAUCGGUGAAAUAUUCCUAUAUUUACCGAAGAGAUAUCAAGUAAAGAAGGAACAUCGAAGGAAGAUCCAUAAUUUUGAAAUUGCCCACGUCUUUUCUUCUAAAUUUUGUUAUCCUUGUUGAAAGCACGACAAAAUUUCCGAUUUGAAUGGAAGAAAGUCUUUAUUUCAAUUAAUUUCUUUUCCACUUCAAGAUUUCUUUGUUUAAAGGAUAAAAGAAAAGUAUAGUUUCGUGUAAAUCGGAAUAUAUCUCAGGAAAAUGUCUUCUUUUGCCAGCUGAAAUACUACGUAGUGGUUUUGUUGACGUCAAAGCGUAUAAUUUGUUUUUGAUGGUUUGUGAUAAAUUGGCAUAUGUGGCAACACCCGGUCGCCUGGGCGUAUAAUUUUAAGUGUUUGUUGGUGGGAGGUCAAAUAUGAUCAUUCACACAAUUAGCAUUAAUUUUAGACUUCGAGAGUGGAAAAAAAACACUGAUAUUUAAUCUAACGAUUAUAAAAAUAUUGAGUAUUACAGUGUCUGAAGUGUCUGAGAAAAUUAAAAUUGUGUCGAACCUAAUAUGGUACUACAUUAGUAUGUUUUAUUUCGUUCUCUUAUUGGUUAAGAAAACUCUCGACGACCCCUGAAAACAUACACGACAUGACAUGGCCACUCCUGUUUGCCCACGCUUCAAGCAUUACUUUUAUAAGAGAUUUUCUUGCUCUCUAUGCGGUGGAUCUUACUUAAGUGGUGUAAUAAAACCCUCUGUACUGUUUCUCAUAUUCCACAUAGUAAUUCCUACUUUUACGUGUACAGAUAAAACUUCAGUUUGUGACCAAUAAAAUUACAAAGCUCGUGUGCAGAGCUUUCAUAUCGACUCUAGGAUCUUUGUAAUUUUGUAAAGCGCUUAUCGACUGAGUUUCGUAAAAAAGCAAAACCAAAGAAAUUAAACGACCAAUCCAAAGGAAGAAAAUACCCUAAAGCGCCAAUGAAAACUCGAAAUAAAAAACAAACCAACCGCCAGCGCCAAAAGCGCGGGAAAAUGUGGGUAACCAGUAAUUGCUUAGGGUUAGUUUUGCAUGCGAUUGGUUGCAUGCCAUUGGUUGCAUGAAAAAGUGGGGCGAGUUUUCCAUACCAAACACAGAACGAAGUUACACAAAACAAAUGCAAUCUUUGAUUACUUUCCACACUCAACUGAAAACUGCUAUGGCGCUUUAAAAGGGGUGGAACUUUUUUUAGACACUUUGCUAUCUAUUAGGGGAUCGUAAAAUCUCUUUGCUCAUUUUUCAACAGCAGUAGUGUACUCUCCAAAGGAACAUUCAGAAACUAAUUGGUACAUCACCUCUGUGGCCGGGGCCGUCAUAUUGGUGGUUGUUGUGGCCCUCUGCGUCCAUCUCCCUUGGGGUUGCCUGUGGAGGCGCCAACGAAGUGAACAUGAUGUCGGUUGUCCCAUUACAGCCUCAGAGAAACGAAUAUGCGGAAAAUGCAUGCUGCACAGAGAUGCCACGAAAACCAUGACCUAUAGCGAAAAACCGCAUCAAGCCAGCGUUACCAUGGCUACUAGUGACAGACACUAUCGAGCAGGUUCAGGAAACUUGUAUUCACAGGUAGAUAUCUUUAACUCAUAUUAUGCUUUCUCAAUGCUGAUUUCUUAUAAGUCAAACGGGUACUGAUCGAAAAAUGAACUGAAGGAUUAAGUGACUAUAACUGACUUUCUCUCUGUCUGACCGAGAGAUUGACUACUGACAAACCAACUAAAUAAAGUCACAGCCCACUUGAAUGACCGAGUAAGUGACCGUCUAAGUGACCAACGGCUGAAUGACAGAUUGUGAGUCAGUUUGAAAAAUGAUGAACUACUAACUCGCUUUGCGAUUGACUAACGGUUCAGCAAAUCUUCUCAGUAAGUAGGAUGCCUGUCACAUAUCAGCCUAAUAGUGGCCUAAUUUCACUAUAGAGGUCUUUGUAGCUUAUAUGUCGAGAAUUAGAGCGCGGAAUUCGAUGGCAUGGCGUUAAUUCGAUUCCUCGCGGAAAAUCAGUUUCUCUUUGUUUUACGCUCGUGACAAAACGAAUGACAUCUUUCGAUAGCAGCUAGUAUGUUUAAAGAAAUUAAAGAAACGGAAGGCAUAAUCUCUACCCUUGUUUACCUGUUUGAUUUUUUUCCACAGAACUCUUUGCCGCAUAACAAUAAACAAUCUGGGAAAUUAAAUCAAGCUAAAAGUAAAGUAUCCAGCUUGUUUAAGGGAUCGCAUGGAAGCCACUCCUACGAACCCGCGAAAUAUCGAUAUAAACGUCUCAGAGCUACAGAAAAAGAGGAAUCACUGCACACCAACUAUGAACCUGAAUGGACGAGUAUCGGUGCGUUCUUAAAUCGAAGACCCAGUACUUACGGAAGCACUAGAGAAUCUAAGGAGAAAUUUGUGGAUCGCUACGGAAGACGGUCACGUGAUUCACUGGACGCAGACGACGAAGUGGUAGAGUAUGCCCUUAAACUCCGCCCACGGAGACGUCAGAUGAUAGAGCUGCAAGAGUUCCCCCUGGGAUUCUCGAAGAGCUAUCUAAACAUCGAUUUAGAGUCUGACCCCGGGGUUGUUUUUGACCCGUGCCGGGAUCAAUUGUUCAGGAAGAAGACUAAGGCCCCCGACAGAUUGACUUUCUCCGACUCCGAUUUAAGAAAGCUUUCCUGUAUGGACAAACUUGGAACAUACAAUGAUUCAGAAAAUCUGUUUGAUGGUGGAAAACGAAGGAAGAGCAGUUUGAAAACAAGAUCUAGAAAAGGGAAAGGAAAUGCAAAAGUGGUGACUUUCUUUCCAUCCAACUUAAGCUACGAUGCACAAUUUGUUCAAAUUCCUCCAAGAAGUAAAAUGGCGGAAACUGAGGAGGGAGAAUUCGAGAAACGUUUUAUUGCUCCUCAUCGCGAACCUCAUGAUGGUUUUAAACGCGUUGACACCAAGGCCACGCCCAGCUUCAACCAGACCAAGGCUGUUUAUGAUGAUCUGGCAAAAAUCGCUGGAGACACAAAAGAUGAGUUUCCUUUUACUGACGGCCAAAAGGCAAAAAUCAAAGAACAUGCCAUAGAUUGCGUCACGCAUGCGCAAAGUUUCUACAUGGAGGCUAAGAGAGAUGAAAUGCUACAGGCACGUGAGUGUGCCAGCUCCUACGUAAAUUACGGCUGCAGAUCUUCCACAGAAGUAUUAACUGAAUCUAAAGAAAAACUACCUAGAGACGAAGAAAAUGAACGAGAUUUGACUAAUAAUUUUGAUUCGUUUUCAAGUUCAUUUUCUGAUUUGCGUAAAAAUGAUCUCGGUUACAAGCCGGAGCCAUUAGCUGGAUUGCUCUCCCCAGUUCGCAGAGCUAAUCCAAAGGGAGGUAGCAUAAAGGGUAUUAUGACGUCACAGGCUGCGGGAGACUUGGUUUGUGUUAGUUCAUACGUACAACCGCUGAGUAUGAGGUGCUCCAUGAAAGCAGUCUCCAUGUCCAAUGGAUGCAAUAUCUAUCAGCCUCAACUUGAUGAUACGAGGCCAUUUCAAUCCAACAAAUCACAGAGUGACUUUGAACAGGAAGUGUUGUUUAUGGAGAAAACUUCAUGUUAUGAUAACCUUCAGCAAUAUCCAGUAAAGGAAACGAGAACUGAGAGCUGAAAGGUUGUAUCAUGAAAUCAUGGGCUGCACUAUUGUUUUUGCGAAAAUGUGAUUGUCAGUGACUUGACAGUUUAGACCAAAAUCAUUUCUGGCCAUAAGGAUUAUUGUUUCCAACGAAAAAUUUCCAAUUUCAGUGGCUAUUUUAGAGGAGACCUCUUUGGCCACGAUCAGAUAAAAACGAUCAGAAAUUUGAAAAUUUAGGAUCAAAUUGGCAAGUUUGACAAGUUCUUUCUCACCAGGUCUGGCUGAGACUAAAUGAGAUUUAACGACAAAGGAUCAUGAACGUAUGCAUCUCCCAAAGCUCGU